This is a messenger RNA of Epinephelus moara (kelp grouper), 4808 nucleotides long. RefSeq names its product neural proliferation, differentiation and control, 1b (gene npdc1b). Gene Ontology annotation, cellular component: membrane. Bases 527 to 1456 code for a protein of 309 amino acids. Lineage: Eukaryota; Metazoa; Chordata; Actinopteri; Perciformes; Serranidae. The record is from RefSeq and is a predicted model, not a curated record. The transcript is spliced from 9 exons.
CCACUGCAAAACUACAUUAUACAAUAUGCUUUAUGAAAGGAACAUUUAGGGUCUGGUCUUUUGUGCCUAAGACGGAAUUAGUCAGGUUACAUUUUAAUAGUUUAACUACGCAGUGGUGUCAUCUCUAGCAGCAACCGAGGGCAGCACGGAGGGGUGCAGCGUGCUGACGUCACACCUACGUGCCUCUUGCCACAGCUUAACAGAAGAAACCACAAUCAGUCGGCCAGUCAGCGGUGUGCAUCCAUGUUGGCAACCCGCGGUGGAGAGCAGACACCCUGCGGCAAACACACUUGAUAGUCCGGGUGAACACGGCCACCUGCUUAGUGUCCUAAAUUCUUUUGGUUUCUCUAUGUUGUCGUCCUUUGUUUCGUUUUCCUGAGUCCUCUCCUCCCUCAGCACCAGGGAGUGAUGGGGGAAUGAUCAACACCGACUCUCCUCCGCCGUCGCCGCCGCCUCCUCUUCCUCCUCCUGCUCCUCUGUCAGUAGGUCUCCGUGUCCCCUGUCAGCCGUCGGAGCUGUGCGCAGGAUGCGGGUCCCGCUGCUCGACCAGGCUGCGGUGUUUGCGGCCCUGUUGGCGCUGAGCACCUGCCUGACAGGAUCACAUCUGUGCCCUCGGAGUUUAGAUUGUGCCCGUGCAGGGCGGGACUUCUGCCAGCCCGGCAGCUCACACUGCGGCCCCUGCCUGCGCCCUCUGGUGGAGGACUACCAUGGCCGCUGUGUGGUCAAAAGGAGGCAUGCUCCUCACUCUAUUAAAGGUAAGGUGAACACUUACCCUGAGCUGGAUGAGGAGAUCGACUUCCUCUCUGCCAUCAUCAGUGAACAGAGAACUGAGACCAGGCUGUCAGCUCCACCCUCCCAAGAUGCCUAUAAACCCAAAUCCAAGCAGCUGGGUGGACACGGCCCCGCCCACACAGCAUCUACCACAGAGCAACCAAGGAGCCAGAGCGUCCCGAUCACCAGCGUGGCGCCACCCUCCACCUCCACAAACCAUACUCCUGCUCUGCUCAGCAAUCCCAUCAUCUUCCCCUACCCCUCUAAUGACCGAGUUUUUAUCAUCAUGAGCAGCGUCUUCAUUGCGGCAGGUUCGCUGGCUUUGAUCGUAGCAGGGGCCUUUUGGGUCAGAUUGCAGAAAGGUGUGCGUCUGACAGAGAAGGUGGACUACCCUGCAUAUAGACUGAUGAAAGCUCAAGCCUUUGACAAUUUGCCUGGGGACAAGAAGCUGGCCCACAGUGCCCAGAUGUAUCACUACCAGCACCAGAAGCAGCAGAUGCUCUCCCUGGAGAAACACAGAGAUGAGCCAAAAGUUCCUGACUCAGGCGCAUCAACAGAUGAGGAGAAUGAGGACGGAGAUUUCACAGUGUAUGAGUGUCCUGGAUUGGCACCUACAGGGGAAAUGGAGGUGAAGAACCCGCUGUUUGACGACUCCACCCUUUACCUUCAGAGGUUCCACAAGUGAGCCUGGACAUUCACACUCUGAAUACAGCAUUUGUGUGUACAAAUGGUUGAAUUUACACACACUCCACAUAUGCUGCUGUGUUCAGUCCAACCCUUUGAAUGGACAGGAUGGAGGGUGUAAGGUACAUGGAGUUCAUGGACAUUUAAAGGACAUCAGUGCUGGUGUCUUGUGUGAAGCAGGACUGCAACUGGGACCAAUGCCUCCCAUGCUACAGCCACAUCCUUUCCUUUUUUUUUAUGUCAUCAUUCUUUUUUUCUGUUUUCAUACACAAAAAUACAAUCAGCCAAUAUGGAAGAACUCAUAAUUACUUCUGACAGGUAGCAGGCACGCACACCCAAUAUAAUAUCCUGUGGUAAUAGAACAGAACACAGACAGUUGUCAUUGAGCUAUGACUAAGUAUUUCUAUCAGUUUGAUAGAUCUCCAUUAAUAUCUAUGAUUACUAAUCAGUAAAUUAUCCCUAAUUCACCGAGUUCUCCCUGCAGGCUUUGGUUUUAUUUCAGCAUUUUUUUAAAAAUGUGAUUUUAAUAUUUCAUGAACACCCUGUGAUCUUUCUCAGUGUGUUAUGUAGCCAUUGUGUUCUAAGUCUAGUUCUUCUAUGCAUGAAUUGAUGACGCCGUGUUAUGAAACCUGAGAGUCAAUAUGCAUUUACAGUUCUUACAAGUUUCUUGUGCAAACUUGCUGAUACACAAUGAUUUCAAAGGAAUUUGAAACUUCUUUACCUAGAACUCUGAAACAGAGCGAGCCCAUCUUGUAUAUAUAUAUAUAUAUAUAUGGUAUCUCACUAACAUGGCUUGUCCCCAUGGUUUUGUGAUCUGUAAAUAGCUGCUAACGUGUACAGGGAAGAGAUCUUACCUCUCAGUGUGUUAGUACACAUGUUCCUUUAGAUUGCUGAGUGCUGUGACAAAUCUUAAACUGUUGUUUGUUUCCUUAUUGUUGACUAUAUUUACAGGGUUCCUACACAUGUGGAAAGGACAGGAAGUCUCAGAAAAGACGUGAUGUCCAGGUUAUGAACACAUAUUUGACCCAUUAUAUCUGUUAUUGUGCAGAACAGUUUUUAACUGAAAUGUAAUAGUUUUGUAGAUUAAGGGGAAAGCAGAGAGUAUCCAUGCUCUUUAACACUAUGACACCUCCCAAGUGUUAAUUAGAAGUGAAUAGGCAAUGUUAAAGUCUUCACCCAGCAAACAUGACAAAGGGGCCUAAAGGUCUCUGUAAGUAUAAAGCUGAUUACAUCCAGCCCAGUCUCCAGAAUACAUGUUGGUAUUGUAUGUUUCUGCAAACCAUGGAUAAACUACAUUUGCACAAUAUUAUGUAGCGGAUAUGUUGAAACUUUACUUUUCAACAACGCUGUGGUUAACAUGCUGUUAUAUUUAAGCCCAUGGUUGGGAAAAGAUCAUGUUAUGGCCUAAAAUACCCAGUUUCAGUGGCACUAUCCUGGCAAGAAGUGGAGCGAUGUCUCAGCUAAUUUUCAUGUUUUGUUGAAAAACAACCGCUUUUCGUAGCACUGUCGCGCCAGGAAACUUAGUGAUGUCUCGAAAGAAAACAACAGAUUUUUGUAGCACCAUCCCUGCAAGAAACGCAGCAUUGUCUUGGUUAAAAAAAAACUGCUUAUAGUGGCAUUAUCCUGACAAGAAAUGAGCGAUGUCUCCGUAAAAAACAACUGAUUUUCAUGGAACUAUCCUGUCAAGAAGUAAAAAAUUUUGUCCCACUGUCAUGGCAAGAAACGCAGCAGUGUCUUGGUGAAUAAUAACUGCUUUUUGUGGCACUAUCACCUUAGGAAACUCAUUACUAUUCUGGCAAGAAACGCAGCAGAGUUUCAGCUAAAAAACAAAAACGCAUUUUGUGGCACAAUUCCGGCAGGAAACGUAGUAAUGUCUCUGUGAAAACAACACAUUUUUGUGGCACUAUCUUAGCAAGAAAAGCAGCAAUGCCUCAGUAAAUGUUUCAUGGUUCUAGCCCCAGUGGAAACACAGCGAUAUCUUGUUAACAACUGGUUUUGCUGUUGAGGAACAGUGGUAUGCAGCUUAGCAGACAUCUUGCCUAGGUGUCAAGCCAUCCCCUCCACCCUCCUAAUGACAAAGUCAACUUAAAUACUACACUUUAGACACUUUUAUGUGAUAUGUAUGAAACAUACAAAAUGUAACUUUCUUUGUGAUUUGCCGAAAUGUACAGUGCUUACAUUUUCCUCUGGCUGCUGGGCUGUUACAUCCAAGUACAACCAAACAAGCAAAAUAAUUACGAUUUUAGCUUUUAAUAUGACAAGACACAUUGUCAUCAAACAGAUCAGUGUAAUAGAAAUCACAAAAAGUGACACGUAGACAAUGUUAAAAUAUAUUUUAAACUAUCUCAGAGAGGAGAGGAGAGUGUAAUAUCAAAACAUUGUCAAGAUUAAAUAGAAAAUAAUGGAAAAGGGAGGAAAAUCCAUUACCUUCAAUAGGCAGGCGAUUUGUUAAGCUUAGCAUAGAGAUUGGAAGCAGGGAGAAAUAGCCUGGCCAUGUCCAAAUUUCAAAAAUAUCCCUGCUAACAUGUAUUGUGCAGAAAUAGGGAGUACACCGAUCGAACUUUUCCGAUACUAAUUUGGUGGCCUGUCAUGACUGAAUGAACAUAACUAAUAGCAGAAAUGCCAAUUUUUUUAGUACUGGAUAUCCUCUGCUUUUACCUUCACUGAAGCUGCUAUCAUCACCUAAAUACUGUAUAGCGGACUGGAUGUGGACAACUGCCUCUCUGUACUUUGUUGAUGGUCAACAUCAUGGAUUGCCCUACUGCAAAUAUCACUGAUCGCAUUCCACACCCAGAAUGAUUCUUCAGCUCCAGUGACAGAUGUUUGGCAAGAAAACAGUGCAGGAACCCUGGAUUUAACUGUGGCCUCUCUCGCUGUCGUCUCUCAGGAAAGCUGCUCUCUCUUCAGCCUGCUCCCACUCUCUCAGCCUCUCAGCUCUCCCACAGUGGAGGAGCAUGUUAAACUCUGUUUGACCUGUACACACCUACAAUAUGUAAAAAAGAAAUAUCUACAGCAGAUACCAGGGAGUAUUAACACCGGAAAUCUUUAACUGUGUUGUAAAGACUGUUUUAUUCAAACCUACUGAGCUUGUGGAACAAAACAAAGGACAGUUCAUGGUUGGAGGUAUGUGUGUCUUGUAAAGGAAUUCUCGAACAAGUAACUACUUAGGCUAACUAUCUUUGAUACAGACUGUUUUCAGACUACAUAGAAUGAGUUCUACACACUUAAGGAGAACCUCUAUACCACCAUGUUUAGCAUGCAUGUGGAUAUACCAGAGCUGAAAUGAAAGAAAUAAAUAUUUAUAUAAUCUGAAGUGAAACAUGGUGUGGUGUGAACUCUUUUUUUCCCCAGAA